UUCCUUUGACUCCACCUACUGGUCCCGCAUCUAAUUUGGACCGGGUGCCAAGGUUUUUUUAGUUCCUAUAGUCGGAGCAUUUCGCUCGCUCAACGAAAUUGAACCCAUUUCUCCUCCGUUUCAUAUCAAGGACUUUAAUUUACCAUCGACUCAUGGCGGUGAACACGGGCACCUCCCUCGUACUGUCCAGUCUGCUGUCAGUGCUGGUGUUUGCCGGGAUGCAGAUGUUCAGUAAGCAGCUGGGAUCCACGGAGUGGCUCACCAUCCUGGGAGGUUUCCUGGGCUCGGUCCUCUUCAUCUGCUCCCUCACUGCAUUCAAUAAUCUGGAAAACCUGUUUUUUGGGAAAGGAUUCCAAGCCAAGAUAUUUCCAGAGAUUCUGCUCUGCCUGUGCCUGUCACUGUUUGCUUCCGGCCUGGUACAUCGCGUGUGUGUCACAACAUGCCUUAUCUUCUCCCUCUUCGCUUUGUACUACAUCAACAAAGUAUCUGCCGCCCUUUACCAAGCAGCUGUUCCUGCAGUAACGCCAGCCAAGGCUGCCAGCAAGGGCAAGAGGAAGAACUGAUGAAUCUUUUGGAAUCCAGUCAACAAGUCAAUAUUAUCCAGAUACUGAAUGGCCAAAAUAAGAAGUUGCAUAUUUUGUCCCAAUUCUUUCUGAAAUCCAUGACCCCAUUUCCACAGACUAAAAAAAAAAAAAAAAGUAAGGCCAUAAAUAUUGGUAAACAGCCACAUUCCUUUGAAAACCUUAGCCUCAGUGCUGUUUUUGCACUGGCUGCAAAGAGAUUCAUACACCCCAUCGUGUUAUUUGUAUAUUCAUCAGUGCAACACAAUUAUUUUUUUUUGUUUAAUUCAUUUUGUAAUUAAACUGUGCAAAAGAC
Molecule: messenger RNA, 876 nt
Organism: Scophthalmus maximus (turbot)
Lineage: Eukaryota; Metazoa; Chordata; Actinopteri; Pleuronectiformes; Scophthalmidae
Gene: krtcap2
Product: keratinocyte associated protein 2
Exons: 5
Coding region: 153-563 (136 amino acids)
Source: RefSeq, a predicted model, not a curated record